Molecule: messenger RNA, 708 nt
Organism: Galeopterus variegatus (Sunda flying lemur)
Lineage: Eukaryota; Metazoa; Chordata; Mammalia; Dermoptera; Cynocephalidae
Product: TGF-beta receptor type-1-like
Exons: 3
Biological process (GO): heart development; transforming growth factor beta receptor signaling pathway; activin receptor signaling pathway
Cellular component (GO): plasma membrane; activin receptor complex
Molecular function (GO): activin receptor activity, type I; transforming growth factor beta receptor activity, type I; SMAD binding
Source: RefSeq, a predicted model, not a curated record
CAUUACAGUGUUUCUGCCACCUCUGUACAAAAGACAAUUUUACUUGUGUGACAGAUGGCCUUUGCUUUGUCUCUGUCACAGAGACCACAGACAAAGUUAUACACAAUAGCAUGUGUAUAGCUGAAAUUGACUUAAUUCCUCGAGACAGGCCAUUCGUAUGUGCACCCUCUUCAAAAACUGGGUCUGUUACUACAACGUAUUGCUGCAAUCAGGACCAUUGCAAUAAAAUAGAACUCCCAACUACUGUAAAGCCAUCACCUGGCCUUGGUCCCGUUGAACUGGCAGCUGUCAUUGCUGGACCAGUCUGCUUCGUCUGCAUCUCACUCAUGCUGAUGGUCUAUAUCUGCCAUAAUCGCACUGUCAUUCACCAUCGAGUGCCAAAUGAAGAGGAUCCUUCGUUAGAUCGCCCUUUUAUUUCAGAGGGUACUACAUUAAAAGAUUUAAUUUAUGAUAUGACAACAUCGGGUUCUGGAUCAGGUUUACCGUUGCUUGUUCAAAGAACAAUUGCAAGAACUAUUGUGUUACAAGAAAGCAUUGGCAAAGGUCGGUUUGGAGAAGUUUGGCGAGGAAAGUGGAGGGGAGAAGAAGUUGCUGUUAAGAUAUUCUCCUCUAGAGAAGAACGUUCAUGGUUCCGUGAGGCAGAAAUUUAUCAAACCGUAAUGUUACGACAUGAAAACAUCUUGGGAUUUAUAGCAGCAGACAAUAAAG